AUGGCGAAGUUCAUCAUUCUAGUAACCGUGCUAGCCGCCCUUCUCUUGGUUGCAAACGCUAGAGAAUCAAAACAGGAGCAACAGAGUUGCAAGGAGCAACUCCAGAGGGUGAACCUGAAAAAAUGUGGGAAUUACAUAAAGGAGAAGCUUGAGGAGGAUCAGGAAGAGGAAGAGGAUCGUGUUCUUAGCUUCCGGGGAAUUCAUUCCUUAAGGCGUAAUAGUGACCGCAAGCAAUUAGAGAGCUGCUGCGAAGAGCUGAAUGAAUUGGAUAGCCCCAAAUGCCAGUGCCGUGCAUUGCAGAAGAUUUAUGAGAAGCAAAGUGAGAAAUUGGAGAGUAGUGAUGAGCAAGACUUGGAGGAAGAGGUCAAGAAUUUGCGUAGGGCAUGUGGCCUUGGACCCCUGCGAGGCUGUGAAUUGCGCAGUGAGGACUAA
Messenger RNA from Gastrolobium bilobum, 432 nucleotides. Its product is annotated as conglutin delta 2-like. Bases 1 to 432 code for a protein of 143 amino acids. Lineage: Eukaryota; Viridiplantae; Streptophyta; Magnoliopsida; Fabales; Fabaceae. Gene Ontology annotation, molecular function: nutrient reservoir activity. The transcript has a single exon. The record is from RefSeq and is a predicted model, not a curated record.